Molecule: messenger RNA, 4179 nt
Organism: Ctenopharyngodon idella (grass carp)
Lineage: Eukaryota; Metazoa; Chordata; Actinopteri; Cypriniformes; Xenocyprididae
Product: WD repeat-containing protein on Y chromosome
Exons: 20
Coding region: 1063-3894 (943 amino acids)
Molecular function (GO): protein binding
Source: RefSeq, a predicted model, not a curated record
UAAACAGUGUUUUUCAGGAAGUACUAACAGUGGUAUUCAGAUAAGUAAUACCCAACAGAGAUUGAAUAAAGUAAUCAAAUGUAAAAUAACUGCUAAAUAUAGACUAAUUCUUAUUUAAAACUGCAAAAGUUAUUCAUUCAAGAGCAGUGAGUGAUUUUAUCUUUGUCUUUUCUUUAGAUUAACAAUGACGUUAAUGUCAUUAAUGUUGGCUGCUGUCACUUUAAGAGCGCGCACGCGCAAGACAUAACGACUGCGUUUCCGAGGAAGGCAUUUCACUGAAAUAUAAUUUCGAUUAAUACGAAAAUACGAUUAAUUGCACAGCCCUGAAGUAUAGUGUUAUAAAUGUACAUACAUUAAAAAAAAAAAAAAAAAAAAAAUGAAAAUAUAAAAAAACUUUGCAGGAUUUACGAUAUUGAUGACCGUUAAAACGCGCCAUCACAGUCUGUGAAAGGGGUCUAUCGGUAAACACUUUUGCCCUCCUUAGUUCUGUUGUUGUAGGACAUUGUCUUAGUAACUAAUGGAUGAUUAAUCUAGAAACCUGAGCAUCUGUCUCCUAUUUUGAAGCUCUGGGAGGCUGGAGGAGCACUGAACACAAAGUAUGGACAGCUUGAAACGACAUAAGGAUCUAUGGAAGGUCUAUAAGGAGGAAAUACCCAGCAGUACUGAGCAUUUUGCUGGCCGGAGUGUGCGUCUCUUGGAGUCGCUGCAGUCGAGUCAUCUGAGGUCACUGAUGGAAUCGUUCCUCAGGCAGCGUUCUGUGAGAUCCAAACCCAACAGAAGAGUCAGAGCAUGUGACCGAGUCCCAGCUAACUCUAUGAGUUUUGAUGAGUUCUUUUCCUCUCUGAAAGAAGCAACAGGCCAAGAUUACCAGAGAAGUGACGUGGAGGAGUUAUUCACUGAGGCCAGUUAUCUUCAGUUUGUGGUUAUUUAUUUUAACUUGUCAGGAGCUGCUGAAAAGAAAAGCUGACAAGCUGCUGUGGACAUCAGUGUUUAAAACAAAUUUAAAUUAGAAGUUAAGUUUAAAACAGCUUUCUAUGCCUGUCUUUUCAUGAGCAGAGUUACAUGUACCUUUUUGGGCUCUAUUAUAUGACCGGCUGUCAGAGCAGAAGUGUUUGUUUUGUACAGAUGGACAUCUCCUGCGACGGUCGAGUUGAAUGGCAAACGUUCCACAACUUCCUGUUUCAGCAUUACAAGCAUAUCAUAAACUCGAUGCACGACUGUAAAAGUGUACCGAUCUCACAGCCUUUAAUACGCCACUGUACCUAUAACAAGCAAGAGCCUAUCGUGCGUAUCUUGGCUUUGAGUCAGUCUCCACCUGUGCGUUACAUCAGCGUCAGCAAGAGAGGAACUCUCGUUGUUUGGAACAGUCAUCUGAACAAAAUACAGCCACUGGAGAUGUGUGCUGACCCCUUUAAUAAACGGCAGCAUCGUAGGAGGUUCCAGGGUUGGAGCACAGAUGCUGUCUACAUGGCAAAUGUUCACAAGAUUGCCGUGUCAACCCUGAGCAGGGGCAUCCACUUCUUUGACGUUACCACCGCAUUUGGUUUUGAGCAGGUUCAUUUGUUCGGAUUGAGUCAUGCUGCUACUGCUCUAUGCUAUUGGUAUGACACAGAGGCUCCGGGAGAAAAGUGUGUGCUGAUGUGGGGAGAUGAGAAAGGCUCUGUGAAUUUGCUGUGGUUUCUUCAGCCUUUCAAGGGGCUCUUUGAGAUGCCUUUCACCAACGAAACUGGCCCAUUGCAAAUCUUUAUGCCAGAUAUAUGUGCGCACAGUGCACUGAUCUCUUAUCAGCACAUCCCAAAAAUCCACAGCGAGCCGAUCAACAAAAUCCUGUAUGAGCCUCACGAUGAGCUCAUUAUUACAUCAUCAGAAAGUCCAGCCAGCUCUGUGGUCAUCAUUGAUGUCAAUCAGAAGAGAGAGAAAUGCGUUUGGAGAAUAGAAAAGGGAGUCAAGUGUUUUGACUUCAGCUUCUCUCUCAGUCUGCUGGUAACUGCUGGACUGGGUCCUGUCAGACUGUGGAACCGCUAUGUGACCUGCCGCCCAACUGCGGUUCUGCACAGUCACCACACAUCUGUGCUGGAUGUGGUUAUUCACCAAGCAUUGGGCAAGAUCUUCAGCUACUCUAAGGACGCUGUGCUGAAAAUAUGGGAUAUUCCUUCUCAACAAUGCGUAAAGACAGUUCACCUGAAAUUCCCCAAUAUCCAAGCAGGCGUUACUCCUGAGCAGGGCAGCUUUCCUCUGCUCCUCAACCUGACCACGAAUCCUGUGCUCCUGGUGACCUGCAGGGAGUAUCUGGCCGUGCUUACGCUGACAGAAUCCAAAAAACCAGAAUCCAACGACAAGUCUGGCCUGUACACCUGUGCCCUCUAUAAUCCUCAUCUUGAACAGGUAAUCACAGCCUGUGCUGACUCCACACUGACUGUGUGGGAUGUGAAGACAGGUAUUAAGAAGAUGGAGGUAAGAAACGCUCAUGGUAAGGAGGAGGUUUCCUGUAUGGCACUAGACAUACACCAGCGCAGACUGAUCUCUGCGGCCACCAAUGGCACUAUCAAGGUGUGGAACUUACUGAAUGGCCUCAAUCUUCAUAAGCUAGAAACUGCCUCCAACACAGAGGUCACCGGGAUCAUCUGUCAUCAUGACAACCAGCUUCUAGCCACAGGCUGGAGUCGACUGAUCACUCAGUAUAGCAUUGAGUUUUCAAAGGACAUCUAUGUGAAAGCAGACCUGUCCUGGAAGUCUGGUCAUCAGCACAGAGAGGACAUCCUGGCGAUGGAUCACUGUCUAGGUCUGGGACUUCUGGCUACUGGGAGUUACGACGGAGAGAUCAUUAUAUGGACGCUGGCUCUCCAGAAGCCCCUCACACGACUACAGAGAUCCCAGCAAGGGAAAGUUCAUCUGCCCGUUCAUAGACUGCUGUUCUUGCAAAAACGAGCUCAGCAAAGUCAUUUGAGAAGCGGCGCUGUGCUGCUCAGCUCACAGGCCGGAUCUGUCUGCUGGUGGAGCAUCUGUGGGCCCAGACACAACCGUGGACAGUUCUAUGUGCCUGAUGAAUUUAAUGGGAGUGUGAUGGGUUUAAGCACAGACCAGGAAAACAGUCUACUUGUCACUGGAGACACCACAGGAUCCAUCAAGGUCUGGGACAUCUCACACUAUGCCUUAUCUGCUGGAGAUGUGGAGUCUGCAAAAGAAUUGCCUCCACUGUUACACUCUUGGAGGGGCCAUGAGAGGGCGAUAGUGAGCAGUGAGGUCCUGGUGUACGAGUCUCAACUCUUCGUGUUGAGCGCGGCGGUGGACCGCAGGGCCUGUCUCUGGACCUGUGAAGGAGCUUGUGUGGGCUGUUUUGGACAGGAACGGCAGUGGGAUUUGAGCAACCCAGACACUUAUCAAACCAACAGGGAACGGACCAGUCCAAUCAAAGAAGAAAAGAAGGAGAGGAUGGAGGACAGCCAAUCACGUGCCAGCCCUGAGAGAUUUAUCUGCUGGGGUGAAAGUUCAGGAGAGGGUGAUCAUCGACAAACAGAAUUAGCUCUAAACCUACAAACCGGUUAUACGGUUCUACAAAGCCCAGACUUUGAGGACACGUCUGAACGCCGCAGCUCUUUGGAAAAGUUCCCACUGCCUAAAUACAAUAAGUUUCUCUCUGGAGAUCAAGCAUGUGGGGAUCUGGAGAUAAAGAUGGCGGCGUGGCGACGAAAUAUCGACUCUGAAGGGCUCUAUCGCUUCGGGAAUGAGUUCACACCGUUUCGGGCUAUGGAGAUACCAGAGAUCAGUGAGAUAGAUGUACCUGUGAAGACCUGGAAACUGAAGACGCGGCAGAGUUCCUCCAGAGGAACAGAAGUGAGCUCUCGGAUAUUCUCCUCUGAAGGUGCCGGGGAUUAUCAAACACUGGAGGACUAGACAGUGGGUGUGAUGGAGGUACAGGUUGUAUUUUUUGACACAGGUCAGUGCCUAUACACUGAUUUACAGCGUUUGGCACAGAAAUGGCACAGAAAUCAGUGACUUUUGUAUCAUAUUUCUUCAGUCAAAUCAAUGAUUGUAUACACUAUGUUUUAUUUAUUGGAAUAUUUUUGAAAUUUUACAUUGUAUGUGGCCUUGGCUGUUGCAUUGAUUUCCAUUUGAAGCUUUAAUUUUCUGUACAUGAAACUGUAAUUUUAGCAAUAAAAUCACUAUUAUUGUUGCUCA